Messenger RNA from Penicillium maclennaniae, 864 nucleotides. Its product is annotated as fumarylacetoacetate hydrolase family protein. The transcript has 4 exons. Gene Ontology annotation, molecular function: catalytic activity. Bases 1 to 864 code for a protein of 287 amino acids. NCBI's taxonomy places the organism in Eukaryota, Fungi, Ascomycota, Eurotiomycetes, Eurotiales, Aspergillaceae. The record is from RefSeq and is a predicted model, not a curated record.
AUGGCUCCCAAUUGGACAACUCUCGUCAGAUUCAUCAGCGAAGAAGAUGGCCAAAUCCAGUUUGGUGAGGUUGAUUCCAGCACGUAUCCAGAUGUUGGUAUCGCAAUUCUUAACGGCGAAAGGGUUGCGGUCAAGUUGGUCAAAGGAUCGAUAUUCGAUGGCAUCGUAACAGACACCAUUGUGCACAUUGAUAGACUUCUGGCUCCCAUUGGAAUUGAAGAAGUGCCCAUUAUCCGGUGCCUGGGACUGAACUACCGCGACCAUGCCAAAGAGGCGAACAUGCCCAUUCCGGAUGUGCCGGUCCUCUUUGUCAAACCGCGCACGGCACACAACGGGCCGUACCCCGCUAAGAUUAUUGUGCCAAAGAUUGCGCAAGAUGGCUCUAGCGACUAUGAGGCAGAGCUAUCCGUCGUUCUGUCCAAGACUGGUCGAGAUAUUCCCGAGUCAGAGGCGAUGGAGUAUGUUUUGGGAUAUACCUGCAGCAAUGAUGUUAGUGCUCGAACGCAGCAGUUCAAGAACAGCCAGUGGUCCUUCUCAAAAGGUCUUGACGGAUCUUGCCCACUGGGCCCCGUCCUCGUGUCUCCAUCCACCAUUGGCGACCCUCAUAAUCUGCAGAUUAGAGCUAUCCACAACGGUAUUGUGGUACAAGACUCAAACACUAGGGAAAUGAUCUUUGAUAUUGCAAAGACCAUUGCGUUUCUCUCUCAAGGGACCACCCUAGAGAAGGGGACAAUUAUCAUGACCGGUACAGGUCCCGGAAUCGGCGCUAUGCGUAACCCCAAGGUCGUCCUGAACGACGGUGAUGAUAUCAGAGUGGAAGUUGAGAAAAUCGGGACUUUGAUCAAUAAAGUCUACUACGAGUGA